Molecule: messenger RNA, 3603 nt
Organism: Brettanomyces nanus
Lineage: Eukaryota; Fungi; Ascomycota; Pichiomycetes; Pichiales; Pichiaceae
Exons: 1
Coding region: 1-3603 (1200 amino acids)
Biological process (GO): regulation of transcription by RNA polymerase II
Cellular component (GO): mediator complex
Molecular function (GO): transcription coregulator activity
Source: RefSeq, a predicted model, not a curated record
AUGAACGGCAAUAAUUUUAUCCCCGGUAGCAUGGAUCAAACUCCACUACUUUUCAACCAAAACAUACAGUUGGACCAGCCUGUUGGUCAGGUUAGCGGAACGACCGGGCCCAAUGGAGCCAAUGGAGGCAGUGGAGGCAGUGGAGGCAGUGGUAAUGGAGUCAACGGAACCAAUGGUGGCAGUGGUAAUGGUGCCAAUGGGGCCAAUGGAGCCAAUGGAGCUAAUGGAACUAAUGGAGCUAAUGGAGCCAACGAUGAAGUCAACGGCAACGGUAUCGCAGUCCAAGAUCGCCAUCAGUUCAUCAACAUCAUAGUUGCCUCGAUAGCCAAAAUCCAGGGCACCAACUUUAGCGAACAAAAGACCAGACCGGUGGCACAGGAAUACGAGAAAUUUGCGUACACGCAUUCUGCCAAUAAGGCACAGUAUGUGAAUUUUGUGAAGACCAAGAUUGCCAGCAUCACUCAGGCUCGCAAGAAUGCACUUCAGAGGCAGCAGUAUGGCAUGGUUCAGGGUCAGGGUCAGGGACAGGUGCCGGGCCGGGGCUCGGGCCAGGCGACAGGCCAGGUGACAGGCCAAGUGACAGGCCAAGUGACAGAGCAGGGUCAGGGUCAGGGUCAGAUACCAGGUCAGAUACCAGGUCAGAUACCGGAUCAGAUACCAGGUCAGGGUCAAGCAUUCAGACAGACGGCCCAGAGACUGAAAAUCGAGAUGCAAAACAUGCCAAUUCCAGCUCCUUUGGUUCAGCGUCUUCCACAGGUUUUCCCCAAGAAUAUCAGCACAUGGGGCCAAAUCAUGCCUUAUUUCCGUCACAGGAAUCUUACCACGAAGGACUUGUCCACUAUCAAAGAAGUCUAUGCUUUGCAUUUACAGCUGAUUAAGUCUAAGCAAAGACAGGUGCUGCAAACACAAGAUCAACAGGGCCCUCAGGUACCAGGCCAGCAAAACCAUCAAAGUCAGCAGGUGCAACAGAGUCAGCAAAGCCAGCAGAUGCAGCAAAUGCAGCAGCCACAGCAACCACAGCCACCUCAAGCACAACAGACAAAUCCUCCUAGUCCCCAACAUAUUUUGAUGAUGAUGCAACAGCAACAACAACAACCCGUCCAGAUGGCUCCACAGGGACAGCCUAAUACACAACAUGCCGGAAUGCGGCCUCAAAUCACAAAUCAGCAGCUUCAGGCCUACAAGCAACAAGCCUUUCAGGUGAUAAAGAACCUUCAAGCUGCAGGCAAGUUACCAUCUAAUUUGUCUCGUGAGCAAGAGUCUUUAUACGCUAGAAAGUACUUGUUUCACGUUCUAAGUGCUAAACAGCGUGCUCAGAAUGCACAUGCACAGGCACCUAUGGCACAGAAUCAAUCAGGUCCUCAGGGUCCUCAGGUUCCUCAGGCUUCCCAGGUUCCCCAGGUGUUGCAAGGUUCUCCACAAGCACAACAGGGUGUUCCAGGGGUUCCAGGUGUCCCGGGUGUUCCGGGUGCCCAGGAUCAACCAGGAGCUUCACAACGUUUGGCUCAAUUCCGUCAACAGCAACAGCAACGAAAGCGUCGCCAGCAGCAGCAGGAUGCAUUACAGCAGCAGCAGCAACAGCAACAGCAGCAACAGCAACAGCAACAGCAACAGCAACAGCAACAGCAACAGCAACAGCAACAGCAACAGCAACAGCAACAGCAACAGCAACAACAACAACAACAGCAACAACAACAACAUCUGCAACAAUUACAACAGCCACCACAGCCACCCCAACAACUGCAACAGCCUGCGCAACCUCCCCAGCCACAACAACUUCCUACUAAUCAGAAUCAGCGUUUUGCCCAAAACCGCAUACCCUAUGGACAAGCUACAGUUGGCCAACCCGUUCAGGCAAAAAAUAUCCUUACUCCACGGCUUUUCAACGGAGUUCAUGCCACGGAGGAAGACUGGAGACAUCUUAAAGCUAUAUAUCAAGAGACGAUAGCUGCUCCAAUCAACUUAAAGGAUGUCACAGGAUCUUUGGUAGAUUCUGAGAAGCAGCAGAUCAUUCGGUUAAUGCGACAACUUCAGCAACUUAUGGUGAUCACGGAAACGGUGAUUAUUCCUAACUUCUACAUGCUGACAAAGAGCUAUGAUGGUACGAAGAAGCUCAUUUAUUCGGAAUUGAUGAUCAAACAAGUCCUGGAGAAAUUAAAGACUUCCGGCAGAUUCUAUGCGAACUUGGACUUGCUUACAAAGAUCCAAAACCAGAUUACACGGUUUUUGAGCUAUGUGAAGGAGCAGAAUUCGAAAAUACUUAAGAUGCAGCAGCAGCAGCAAACACUACAACCACAACAACAACCACAGCAACAACCACAGCAACAGCAACAGCAACAGCAACAGAAACAACAAGCUCCACAAGUACUAUCACAACGGCAGCCUGUUCAGCCGGGCCAUAUACCUCAGCAACAACCAGGUCACCCAGUGGUACAACAGGCAGCUCUUCCUAUGGCGUCUCGAAUGGGAAAUCGGGGGCUUCAGCAGCCUCAAAGAUUACCUAUCCAAGCGCAAGGGCAAGGACAAGCGCGGGCACAAGCCCAGAUGAGCGUUCAGAGACCUUUGGGAGAAGCUCAAGCUGGUUUCCAGAGGAUGAACCCAGCUGCAGUUUCACAGCAGUUCCAAAAGCUUGCAGAGCAAAGACAGCAACCACAGCAGAGGAUGGUACAGAGUAUAGUUCCACCCUCAACAGGCACUCUACCAGGAACUAUACAACCUCAGUUUUCCAUUAACGGUGGCUCUUCACCAUUAAAUGUUCCAACACCUCCUGUGAUGACUCCCUCGCUGGGUAUUUCCAUGACCACGCCUGUUACACCUGCUACCACGACGCCAAGACGAGGAGGACGCCGUAAGCAGUCACGUUCCAAUCCCAGGGGUCGUGGAAUGGUUUCUCCAGGCCAGUCUGUGGCACCUCUGAAGACACCCACUGCUUCCAAUAUGUCUCCAAUACUCUCUUCCGAAGCUCAGGCUCUUUUGAAGGAAAAUUCUGAGCAUAUAGCUACGGAAACUGCUUCUAUUGCUCGUGCUGACAAGUCGAGGAUGGCCAGAAGAAAGCUCGCCGUGGCAGAUCCUGCCAAAUACUUUCUUGCUACGCUUGCAGAUACCCUCAACCUAUUCGAGGAGGAACAGAAAGUCAUUCAGAGCGUCAGAGGAGUGUCAUCUACAACCAAUGAAAAGGCAACCACUACCCGUGCCAGCAAUACCAUGAAUGGUGGUAAUCCCACUGGUAAGGUUCUUACUCCCUCGGCGGUCCUUGCCACACCUCUUCCAUUCAACGUCAAAACACCAAUAUCCAACAAAAUGUACGUUACAGAAACCAGUAAUGGUACGCCGACGAAUGACAAGAAUAGUAGAUGGACUGGUAAAGUGAGGUCGACAUGCAUUGCAGAGUCUUUUGAUGGAUUAAUCCCUUCAAUUCCACGUGAAACUUAUAGAAAGAGGUUAGCAGGAGCUGAGUUGGCAAAUCUAAUCUACCCUACACCACCAGACGAUGCUCCCAAUAAGAGGAGAAAGGCCACAAAAACCGACAAGACAGAACCGAUGACUACUACGGCAUCCAUAUCUGACUCUCUAGAUCAAUUUUGGGACUUUGAUCAGGUAUAA